This is a messenger RNA of Triticum aestivum (bread wheat), 1179 nucleotides long. RefSeq lists its product as uncharacterized. NCBI's taxonomy places the organism in Eukaryota, Viridiplantae, Streptophyta, Magnoliopsida, Poales, Poaceae. The record is from RefSeq and is a predicted model, not a curated record. The transcript is spliced from 6 exons. Bases 285 to 797 code for a protein of 170 amino acids.
UCCGGACAAGCCCCUCCGUCCACUUUCCCCUCCUCCCACAGACCAAGAACAUCAGGAGCCGCCAUGGCUCCCGAGCCUCGCAGGUCAGCCAUGGCCCCUGCGCCUCGCAGGGCGGCCAUGGCCCCCCCUUCUCUCCCUGCCGGGGCGGUGCGCCGUCGCACAGCCAGGUCCCGGAUGGAUACACCCAUGGCCGUUUCAGUCUGUUCAGAUCGGAGGGGUUCUUUGCGCGAGUCCCCCGCCUGUCUGGGUAAACUGAGGCGGCCUAUGGGCUGUCGGAGCCCUUGAUGGAUGCCGCUGUGCGCCGUCUGGAUGGCGCGGCGCGGCGCGCUGCGACGAGCCAGGAUUUUGCGCAUCAGCCAAUGGCGAACAACAAGAAGUCUGCUGCCCGUACUGAAGCUAGGGCUCCACCAGUUGGUAGAAGGGCUGGCCUUCGACUAGACGCACAGACCGAGCGUUUUGCUGCCGAAGCUGAGGGGAAUGGACUCGCGGUUUUCUGGGGAGUUACGGUGAUGCUUAGAGAGCGUACUGCCAGGUUCUUUGAACCAAAUUUCUGCAUUGGAAUUGUGGUAUCAAGGUCAUCUACUUUCGGGGAGUUCACCCAGCAGGCAGCUCUUAGCAUCAGGACAACAGCUGUGAGGAAUCAUAUCGAGCUUCCUGAGCAGGCCCUUGAGGAUUUACAGUUCUUUGUAGGUUCGGAUAACAUGUGCCCUCUGCCUGAUGUGUCGAUGAUGGAGAUCGAGCGCAAGUUCAAAGGUGCUGAUGAGGUCGUCCUGAUGCUGUUCCUGGCCACCCACUGAAACCAACAACGUCUCUCAUACAUUCAAACUGCAAAUGACUAUGUAAAUAGUUGCUGCUGAUGCCGGUCCGACAGCAACCGCAGUGUGGCGCGGUCAUACAAAUGGAACUAUGGUUUCACCACGUUACAUGAUGUAAAACGUUGGUGAUGUUGGUUCGACACCAACUGAUGCGUGGCAUCUUAACUCCACCCCACCCUCAUUUGCUCGAACUGUCACAUGUAAGGCCUAUGGUUGAUCUUAUCUUCUAGGAUAUGUGCUUCGCAAUGCUGUUAUUCUCAUGCACUGCAUCUAUUAUGCUGUGCAUCAGCUAUGGGGUUUGCCUGCGGACACGCAAUGUAAACAAGUACUUCGAGAUGUGAUGGGAUCAAUUUGGUGAACCGGA